ACAAAUUGGUGUUACUGCUCCAGCUGAUGUGUUACAUUCAGCUUCCACCACCGCAAAAACAAAAGGAUGAAAUAAACAGCUCAUGGGCACAGAUGAGCUAUUAAACUAUAAAAAUGGGGGGGUUUAAGGUGAAAACUAUUUCCCCUGGAGUUCAGAGGAAUCUACGUGGCUGUGAGACAAGACUGUACGUUAAGGAAUGGUUGGCACUCUCUGGCGGAUGGUAGGCCGCGCUUUGGGCGGGAAGGGGCAGCCAGGGCUGAGGCGGCUGUUGUGUGGUGCUGAGGGGUGGGCAGCACAGCGAGAAUGUUUCCUGAGGGGUUGGGGCAGGCUUGUUUGGUGUUGGGGGUGUGAAGAUGCUUGGGGUGCAGAGUAGAGGGGAGAAGUGACGGUUGGCUGGCCAGCAGUGGUGACAGCCCUAAAAGCAGAUGGUAAAAGUGGUUUUCUAGUCAAGACUACUAAUUUUCAGGCACAGUUCAUCCAUUUUACAUUGAAGAUAUUAGUCCUGAACCUACACUAUCAUUCCUUUUGUCUGAAAUGGCUAAGGAGAAUUAUCCUUCACUAACUGAAGUUGUAAAACAAGUUGCUGAGCAGCAGCAUUUACAGUCAGCAGAGAUAGAAAAAAACAAAAUCAUUCUUUUUCAAUUGCAGGUUAGAUAUCAGGAACUAGAAAAAGAAAUGGAUUCUAUUAUGUUAGAAAUGAAGACAGCAGAAAGGGAAAUAUAUCUGCAAGAUGAUGCCAUACAAGUGACGAAGUAUCACUGUGAAAGCCUAGAAGCUGAAGUAGGAGCCCUAUAUGCUGAAAAUAUGAAGCUGAGGUUUGAUACGGAAACAAUACAGGAAGAAUAUGAGAUGACAUCUGCAAGAAAUAGCAAAUACCGGGAAAAAAUAAAGGCUCAUAAAAGUCUCUUUUGGGAGAUGGAAAGUAAAAUGCCCAUUGUGAUUGAGCUUGCUAAAAAGAAAGCUAUUGUUACAGAGCUGAGGGCAAAGAAAGAAGAGUUAAUGAGUGACCUCCAGAAUCCAGAAGGCUCUGCUAUAAAGCAAGUGCAGGAAGAAAUUGCACUUAUAAAACAGGAAAUCACAUCAGUGAAGGAUUUCAUCAAUAAAAAAACAGAUUUGCUGGAAGAAAUUAAAAAAGCACACGCUAAGCUUAGAAAAGAAAUUGAGGUACAGAAUAAAAGAUACGAUGCUAUUCUGAAACGUUUGCACUGUCAGCUGAACAAGCUGCAUUCAAAUAAAAGACAAUGGCACUGGAACAUUCAGCAGAUGGAGAAGAAGGCAGAAGAACUCAGAAAGUGUCUUGGAGAAGUGGAGUUGCAGAUUAACAUCUAAAACAAACCUGAUAAAGCUAUAAUGCAAUACAGUGUGGGUAAUCUUUUCCAGGCAGGGUAGGGUUUUUUUUUGUUAUUACUUUGUUGGUUUGGGUUUUUUGGGAGCAAAUACUACGGACAGUAAUGUAGCCCAAUACCUGCACCAAAGCUAGGUGAUUUCUUUUGUUCUUUUUUCAAUUAUUAUUAAAAAUUAAAUUAAAUUAAAUUAAUCUCAAUCUAAUAUCUUUGGAAUAUCAUUUUUUUCCUUUUUAAUUUUUUAAUUUUUUUUUAAUUAUUUCCUUCUUCCCUCUGUAGCCACAAGUUGUUGAGGAAGAAAGACAUUACCAUUUCCAGGUGUAUGUGCCAAUUUUACUUUAAAAAGUAAUGUAAAGCCAAUCAAAUAAGAUUUGAUUUCUUUUUAUUUUAUUUAGAUCUCUGAAGACUGAGACCUACAUAUUUUUUUCCUCCAGAAAAAUUAGUCUUAGUAUACAAUUGUAUUCUUGGGAUACCAAAGCUCUGAUGGCCAGUAUUUUGUUGUAUGGGAAAUUCAUAUAGAUAAUAUUACAACCUGUUUGCCAUUUGACUGCUAGAACGUCCUCACAUGGGGAAAAGUGGUCAUAGGCUUUCCAGCUAUAAGAGGCAUAGGAACAAGUAUACUCAGAUGAAACCUUCACAUAGUCCAACUCGUCCAAGUGGUCAAAUAUAUGUUUCCCCAGUAGCUAACAAAGAGGAAUGAAUAGGUGAGGAGAGUACUGCAAACAGCACUUAAAAUGGAACAACUUACUAUCUAGAGACAGUAAACAUUGAUUAUAGAUCACUGAUAACAGAAGAACUUGGAGCAUAGAGGAUAUUAACCAAGUAGCCAUCGAACACUAAGUGCUCAAUACUGGGUAAGAUCAUCCUUAACCUAAGUGACCACCAGUGACUGCUAUUAAAAUAGUGAACAGUAGACAUUUUUCUUUGCCUCGUUUUUGUUAUGUGCUUGCCAUUUGUGGAAUUUACAGUACUUUGUCUACUCAUAUACUUAAGGUAUUAGUUCUGGCUGGUUGUGACCAGAGACAUUUAUCUGUUAUAUGAAAGUAGGUAGCUUUUUAUUUGGAGUACUGUCUUACAUACUUUAGAUUUGUCUUUAUGCCUGAAUAUAGGAUGAAGAUUUUAGCAAAUGAGGUGUUUUCUGUUAAAACUGUUAAACUGCCCAUGUGUUGUCAGUGUGGGAAAGCAAAGUUUAAAAUGCAAUACUGUUACUGAUUUUCGUAGGACAUUCAUAUACAUAUAUAUGUAUAUAUAUAUAUAUAUAUAUAUAUAUGUUUUCCCUUCCACAUCUUUUUAACCAUUUUAGUAUCAUUUAACAAAGGUGAACAUGCAAAUUGCAUGUAAUACUCCACUCCUAUUGGUACUACAUGCUCGUCCUACACAGACCUACCUAUUGUCCAAAGCCCAAAGUUUCUAAUUCUUCGUUUUGUUCUGUAUCUUCCAAGAAAGCUCAUGGUUUUAUCUACCAGGGUCCUAAUCAACUUAAUGGAUCUCAGCUUUUAAAGGUGUUUCUCAGCUUUCUUGCCGUAAGAUAGAAAUUGAAGCAUUCAUUUUGCUGUGUAUGUCUAUGCUAUAUGUAACUGUUCUGUUCUCAUUUUUGUGUCAUUAACACAUUACACUAGAACUAAGUUUAUCUUAUAUUCCAUGCCAAAUAAAAAUGCCAGUUUUGGCCCAAAUAA
This is a messenger RNA of Gallus gallus (chicken), 3019 nucleotides long. It is a transcript of the gene CCDC122, whose product is annotated as coiled-coil domain containing 122. The record is from RefSeq and is a predicted model, not a curated record. NCBI's taxonomy places the organism in Eukaryota, Metazoa, Chordata, Aves, Galliformes, Phasianidae. The transcript has 5 exons. The coding region runs from base 535 to 1329 and encodes 264 amino acids.